Molecule: messenger RNA, 5001 nt
Organism: Pundamilia nyererei
Lineage: Eukaryota; Metazoa; Chordata; Actinopteri; Cichliformes; Cichlidae
Product: complement C4-B-like
Exons: 38
Coding region: 52-4683 (1543 amino acids)
Biological process (GO): complement activation
Cellular component (GO): extracellular region
Molecular function (GO): protein binding; endopeptidase inhibitor activity
Source: RefSeq, a predicted model, not a curated record
CAGUUAAUCUAAAGUCUGUGUCAAAGCAGGCAAAGUAAUCAAAGCGGCGCGAUGAAGUGCCACAUUUUUGUGAUACUGCUGCUGAUAUGGAUCGCGGAGUGUUCAGCACAAAACAGAUUCUUCAUCUCAGGCCCGAAAGUCUUUCACGUGGGCGUUAAUGAGAAAGUGUUUGUCCAGAUGGGACCGGGUCACCUUAACAAACCUGUUAAGCUCUACCUGAAGGAUGAGAUCUCUAGUACUGUUGUGUCUGAGAUGAAAACGGUUACGUGCACUAAAGAAGACAAGAUUGAAAUAGCUGAGCUCAAGCUAAACAUGGAUUCUUUGUUAGGAUUGCCUCAAUUUCCUUCUUACGUUAUGCUCGUGGCAGAGAGCCAAUCCUUCACACCCAACACGAAGCUAACAAGGGUUCUGGUGUCAAAACACAGGGGCUACAUCUUCAUUCAGACAGCUCAGCCAAUUUAUAACCCAGCAGACAGAGUGAAGUACAGAAUCUUCACUCUUGACCACACGAUGAGGCCUCAUGAGGAACCUGUCCACAUAUCAGUAAUUAAUGCUGCUGGAAAUAGAAUAAUGAAAAUCAUGAAGAUUGCAAAGGGAGGAGUACAUCAAGACUCAUUCCUCAUACCUGACGUUUCUGAAACGGGUACUUGGAAGAUUACUGCACACUAUGAGGGUGAUGAAGCAAAUGCUGCCUUCAGAGAGUUCAAAGUUCAGAAAUUUAUUUUACCAAGCUUUGAUGUGAACAUCGUAAUGGAUCCGAAAUAUAUUUUGCUGACCAACAAAGAUCUUCAAUUCACCAUCUCAGCAAUGUACACACAUGGUGAAAAAGUUAAAGGUGCUUAUCACUGCCAGUUUGGAUUUGUAAAAAAAGAUGGCUCUGGCGGUCAGGAAAUGACUUUUAUCAAGGGACUGGAGCAGACCGGUUCGGUCAAAGAUGGAAAUGCAAAGGUUUCUCUUUUGUUUAAUGAGACAAAUGCAAAACUUCAGAGGCAGCUGAAAACAACCCUCUCUAAGAUGCAGGAAAAUGGAGAUCGAUUGUUUUUGAGAGUGUUUGUCACAAACAUACAAAGUGGUGAAAUACAAGAGGCAGAAGUUUACCUGCGAAUCUUCGCCCACAAAUACACGAUAGACCUCUCUCGAACUCGAUCUCAUUUUAUUCCUGGAUAUCCACUGGACGUGGUGGUGCUCGUGCGUCUGCCAGAUGGCUCUCCAGCAGCUGGUGUGCCAGUAAAUAUUAAUCUACCAACAUCACGGCCUUGGGAAAGCACCACUGAUCAAGACGGGGCACUGUUCAAUACUUUUAAUGUUCAUGAUAAAGCUGAUAUUACAGUUGAAGUUUCUACAAAUGGAUUACGAGAGAGAAAAAUAAUACGACGUGCUUCCUCUCAACAUGACAGCUACCUUUACAUGACUUUUACCAGCAGGAUCUACUCUGUGAAUGAAUUCCUUACCAUAACAUUCAACACCAUCAACAGCCCACGCAGUGGAUAUAUACACUACAUGGUCUUAAGCCGGGGAAUUGUAGUAAACACCGGCUCACUCCUACUUGGUAUAUCAGCUAAACACCGACUGCAGAUAACACAUAAUAUGGUUCCAUCUUUCCGUGUGAUUGGCUACUAUCACAACACUAACGGUCACGUCAUAGCUGAUUCAGUGUGGGUAGAUGUCAGGGAUGAAUGUGAGCUAAAUGUCAAGGUUCAACCCAAAGGUACCCUUGCACCUAACACACAUUUAAAGAUAGACUUUGAUCUACAUGGGAACAGCGCAACAGUGGCUUUGCUGGCUGUGGAUAAGGCCUUCUACGCUCUCAAUGCUGACAAUAAACUCACACCCAAACAGGUAUUCUCUACUAUGAACUCAUAUGAUCUGGGUUGUUCCUAUGGUGGUGGACCUGACUCAGCAUCAGUUCUGUUAGACAAUGGCUUGGCUUCUGUAUCUAAUGACCAGUUUCUGUGGAGAAAGGGUAAGAAAAAAAACUACUCAUUGCUCCUUCCUGAUUCCAUCACCACAUGGGAGAUUCAGAUCAGAGCCUUUAAGAGGUCAUUUGUGUCUCUGAGACUGCCCUCAUUUGUGAAAAAAUUUGAGCAGCUGUCGGUUUCACCUGUUAUCUACAACUAUGAUGACUCCGAACUGCAGGUGGCAGUGCACAUGGAACAAACUGAAGGACUUUGCUCUCCUGGUUCAGCCACGAAAUUAUCUUAUGUUAACAUUACUCUUGAACCCCAAUCCUCUCAGUUUGUCUCCUUCUCUGCUGUGCCCAUGGUCGCUGGUCCAAUACCCAUCAAAAUACGUCUCUAUGAUAUGGAGAAUAGCUUUGGAAUAGAUGCAAUAGAAAAAACUUUGAAUGUGCAGAAAGAAGGAUUAGAAAAGAGAGAUCAAGAAACCAGUGUCCAUAACUUAGAUGGAAGAAGCACAAAGACUAUCACUAUUGACGGAUCCUUACCAGAUGACACAGUCCCUGACUCCAGCUCCAAUAUAUUUGUUUCAGUGGAAGGGAAUGGCUUUGGUGAUUCAUAUGCAAGAAAGCUUCUUUCUACUGAAAGGGUUGCUGAAAUGAUUGUUUUGCCAACUGGAUGUUUAGAGCAGACAAUGUCAAAACUGGGACCUACAGUUUUAGCUUUCCGGUACCUUGACUUGAGCAAUCAGUGGUUUGAGAUGCCACCUGGCAGCAGAGAGGAUGCUCUUAAUAAACUUGAGCAAGGCAGUAAACACAUCACAAGCUAUAGAAGGCAUGAUGGAGCCUAUGGUACAUUGAGUUAUGUGCCAUCGAGUAAUUGGGUGACUGCUCUUAUAGUAAAAAUGUUUUCAUUUGUGACUCAGCGUCAGACUAAUGAAGAACGGAAGAACGUCAGAUUAGGAGAAGACAUCAGAAGAUCAGUCAGUUACUUGCUCUCAGUCCAGAAACAUGAUGGGUCAUUCAGUGACCCAAAUCCUGUGUUACACAAAGGAACCCUGAUAGACAAAGACCAAGAUGCAUCAGUGACUGCUUUCAUAACUCUUGCACUGUACCGGUCCGUUGAAUUUCUCCAGUCUGAUAUGCAAAAUAAAGUGAGACCAAGUAUUUCCUCUUCAACAUCAUAUCUCCAGUCACUCGCAGUGGAGCUGCAGCAUCCCUAUGCUGUCGCCAUUACAGCCUAUUGCCUCUCAGUGUGCAUGCCAAAUACAACAGAUCAUUCACAUAUAUGGAAAAAAGUGGAAGCAGCGGCUAUUAAAGGAACGAAUGACUGCUAUUUUUGGGCAGUUAAUGACAGCCCAAAGCUGGAUGCUAUCACAAUAGAGACGACAGCCUACGUCCUUCUAACUGCUGUUCAGCUUGGGCAUAUAAACUGGGCAGAGAGAGCAGCCUGUUGGUUAAACUCCAGAGAAAACUAUUAUGGAGGCUUCAAGUCAACACAGGAUACCCUCAUGGCCCUGGAAGCCCUCGCAGAGUACGAGUUAAAAAAGCCUCCCAGUCCAGAACCAAAACUGAAAGCAGAUUUCACAUCCGCUGGAAGGAAUGAAAUUGUAACACUUCAACUAGAAAAUAAGAAGGAAAAAGUAGAGACCAGCCUGAAGAAAUUUACAGGGAACAACAUCACCGUGCAUCUGACUGGAAAAGGAGAAAUUAAGCUUAAAAUUGUUAAGGCUUACCAUUUAUUGGAACCCAAGGAUGAAUGUGACCAGGUGUCUAUCAGUGUCAGAGUGGAGGGGAAAGUGAAGUACACUGCUCCGAUAUUAGAAAAUUAUGAAUACUAUGACUACGAUGAUGCGAAACAAGACCAGGAAGACCUGGGACGAACAGCCAUUGAGGGGUCUGAUGCUCACACCCGAUACAGGAGAGAGAUUGAUAAUAACUUCAGUCCAAAUGAGGCUGUUACCUACACUGUCUGUGUCAGUAAGAAGAGGAAUCUUACAGGAAUGGCCAUUGCCGAUAUUACAUUAUUGAGUGGAUUUGAGGCUAAAACAGAGGACCUGGAUAAGUUAAAAGAUUCACCUGAACAUUACAUUGACCAUUAUGAGACGUAUUUUGGAAGACUUCUGAUUUACUUCAACGAGGUGAAAGAGGAUGAGGAAUGUAUUAGUUUUGAAGCUAAACAACUGGUACCAGUUGGGCUUCUACAGCCUGCUCCAGCCACAUUCUAUGAUUAUUAUGAACCAGACAGAAAGUGUACUGUGUUCUACGCUGCACCACAAAGAAGCAAGAUGGUAUCCAAACUGUGUUCAGAGGACGUGUGCGAAUGCGCAGAAAGACCCUGUCAUACCCUACAAAAAACAUUUGAUCCAAGACAAAAAAUUUUGAAGGUUACCCGUGUCCAACAUGCUUGCUCCUUCCCUAUCGUAGAUUACGCAUACAUCGUUGAGGUCUCCAGUAUUUCUGUGAAGAGUAACUUUGAGUUGUACACCACUCUUAUAAUUGAGGUUCUCAAAUCGAAUAACGAUAUGUUGGUGAGUAAGAACUCUGUCCGAGUGUUUGCUAAGAGGGUUCACUGCAAAGGAAAACUAGACAUGGGAAAACAGUAUCUCAUCAUGGGCAAAGAUGGCACCACAAAAGAUACAAGUGGAAUGAUGCAGUAUCUGCUGGAAUCAAACACGUGGGUUGAAAAAAAGCCUUCAGAAGAAUGUAGUAAAAGUGCUAAUAGAAAGUCUUGUAGGCAUUUUAAUGACUUUGUACAAGAGUACAUGAUAGAUGGCUGCAGACAGUGAAACAAACUGCUUCAUUUUAAUGGAGCUUGAUUAAACGACUUUCCCAUCAGAUACACGAUUAGCAUGAGUGCUUAGAGCUUUUGUUGUUUUUCUUAUACUUUUUGGCUUAUUCUACUACCACGUCACAGUACAUAGCUAUACAUGUAUGCUCUGCAUCUAUCUAGCUACCUAUAAAUCAAAAUGAUAAAACCUUGAAACAUAUACAGUAAGUACAGUAAGACAUUGGUAGACAUACUGAGUGUGACUCCAUCACUUUGUAAUGUAAUCUUUCAUAUGCAAAACAACGGUCUGUGUUUCAUGUAAAAUAAAAACAUCUUC